Sphaerulina musiva SO2202 is the source of this 1610-nucleotide messenger RNA. RefSeq names its product alpha/beta-hydrolase. Gene Ontology annotation, biological process: epoxide metabolic process. Lineage: Eukaryota; Fungi; Ascomycota; Dothideomycetes; Mycosphaerellales; Mycosphaerellaceae. The record is from RefSeq and is a predicted model, not a curated record. Gene Ontology annotation, molecular function: epoxide hydrolase activity. The transcript has 5 exons. Bases 80 to 1546 code for a protein of 488 amino acids.
ACGAUAUUCACCACUCACUACUAUACGAUCGUGGAAGACUCUCAGAGCGCGUUGAUGCUGGAUCGAUAUUCGACCCUGGAUGGCUUCCAUUACUUCGUCUUCCAGCGGGCGAUCUUCUUCAGCUGCCGCCAAUGUAGUGCUCCCGUAUCGGAUGCACGUCUCACAAAGAUAUCUCGAUUUGACUCGAAAGAAGCUGGAUCUGACACGCUUGCCUCGUGAACCACGAUCUCGACAAGCGGCACCAUGGGGCUUUGGAGUCGCCAAAACCGAUUUGGAGCCCAUCAUCGACCACUGGACGGAAGAGUAUGACUGGCGAACCCGGGAGGCACACUACAACGACACUCUACCACAGUAUCGCGUGGUGAUCCAGGGCAUCCGGUUGCACUACGUGCACAAACGAUCCAUGUCGCCAAAUGCCAUGCCAAUCAUAUUCUGUCAUGGAUUUCCCGAAAGCUUUAUCGGUAUCUCUCAUAUGAUGGAGGGGCUCACCAACCCUCUGUCUACACCAACUACCGGCAGUGAGAAUCUGCCGUCUUUUCAUGUCGUGGUCCCUAGUAUUCCAGGUUUCGGCUUCAGUGACAUGGUCGCGGAAGAAGGAAAUAACAUUGCGUCGACGGCAGAGCUGUUUGACGCCUUGAUGAAGUCGCUUGGCUACCCCAGGUACAUCGCUACAGGAAGUGGAUGGGGGCUCAACAUCUGCCGUCUCAUGGCCCUCACGCAUGGCGAGAGUUGUAUGGCUAUACACACCGCGAACCCCGAUUUGCCAGAUCCACGCUACGCCCACAUGCAACAGCCCCUCUCCAUGCCUGCUUCUCCCACCAGCUACUCCCCUCCUCAAACCCCCGGCGCCCAGCCCGUGACUCUCGAACGGCCACAAACAGUAGCCUACGCGCUCUGCGACUCUCCCACCGGACUCAUGGCGCACGUCUACGACGCCAUCAGCCCCUCUUGCCCUGGAGAGAACAACAAUAACAAUAGCCCCAUCAGCACCAAAAGCAGCAGCGGCGGCGGCGGCGGAGACGAAGACUUCCACGACACCCCCUGCUGGACACCCACGACCCUCAUCGACUGGUGCAUGCUCUACUGGCUCCCCGGCCCCGAAGUCGCUCUCCGCUGGCUCAUGAAUUCCGCCCCUAUGAUCCCCAAACUCUGGCGCAGCCACUGUCCCGUGCCCCUCGCCAUCUCCCACUUCAGCGACCCUCACAACACCUCCGGAGGUACCCAAUGGGCAGAAAGUUACCACCACAUCGCCCUCAUCAGUCGCCGCUCUGCAGUCGUCGUCGGAGGAGGCGGCGGCGGUUCUCGUGGUGCUCGCGGUACUGGUAAUGCUAGUAGCCAAGUCCGAUUCGCAGCCUGGGAGCGUCCGGCAGAAAUGGUAGCGGAUAUUCGAGCUUUGGCAUGUUAUAUUGCGCCGGUGUUUUGGGGCGGCUUUUCCCCUUUGCCUUCGCCUGGCGCGAGGCAGCAGCAGCAGAUUGUCGUUCCGUCGAAUAUGCCUCCUCCUCCUACGACUAUGGGGUCGAUGGGGAGAGUAGGAGGAGGAUAUUGAAACUUUGGAAGAUGAUCUGUUGCUCUUGCUUGCUGCGAUGAUGAUUUAUUCUUAUUCUUAUUUU